UUACUUCGACUAUCUGGCAGCUUGCAUACAAGUAUGAUCUGGCUGGCAACACUAAUUGAGAUAAAAGCAUGGCAUGUUCGUUUUUAUUUAUUUAUUUGAACUAUUUUAUUCUUAAUUAACCCUUACCAGAUCAGAAAAGAAAAAAAAUAUGAAUGAAGGAUUUGGUCGCGCUCAAUUAGAAAAAUAUGGUUGGAAAGAAGGUAAAGGAUUGGGAAAAAGUGGGACUGGAAUUAAAUCAGCAAUAAAAUCUUCAUUAAAAUUUGAUAAAAAUGGAAUUGGAUAUGAUAUUGGUGAAGAAUUUUCAUUUCGAUGGUGGGAACAAGUCUUCAAUAAAACAGCAAAAAAUAUUAAAGUUGUUAAUUCAGAGGAUAAAGUAGAAAUUACAAGAACAGAAAAUGAAAGCAGUAAAAUUUCUACCAGAAAGUCUCAUAUAUCAUUAGAAAAACCUACACUUAUGUAUGGUUCAUUUAUAAAAGGAAGCACUCAUAACACAGAAGAAAUAAAAAUUAAUGAAAGUACUGAAAAUUGCAAUGACUGUAAUUCAAAAUAUUCAUAUGAAGACAUUUUCAAGAAAUGCAAAGGUAGAACAGGACAUAAAGCAGCCAGGCAUGGUAUAAAAAUGAAUGGAAAGCUUAAAAGGAUUGAACAACAAGAAAAUGAAUUAAGAAUCAAUAGUUGUGUUUCUGAUGAAAAAUUAAACAAAUGUGAUAAUUUGUUAAAGAAAUUAAAAAAAAAAGAAAAGAAAAGAAAACAGAAAAAGAAAAAAAUAAUUGAAUAAAUUAAUGAAUACAAGAAACAGAAUUUUCAUCAAAGAAAUUAAUCUGUAAUAAAAAUAUGUGAAUAUAAUAGAAAUAACAAUAAAUUUAUACUAUGAUUUUGAUAAUGCAGAUCAAGCAAAAGAAUAUUCUUAUUAUAUUGGUAAAUUAUUUUGUCUUUCUUAAGUGAGUGUAAGUGACAUCAUAUGAUAGUGGAGUUAAAGAAUGUUUGUAUAGAUAUUUAAAACAUGGAAGUUUCCAUGAAUCAGCAUCUAAUGGAAUUAACUUUUGACAGAAAUAGAAAAAAUUGAAAAUUGAAAUGAUAAUUAUGACUGGAUUAUUCAAGUAAUGAUUUAUCAUACAUGACUUCACAAAAUUUUUAUU
Centruroides sculpturatus (bark scorpion) is the source of this 1139-nucleotide messenger RNA. Its product is annotated as G patch domain-containing protein 4-like. Bases 149 to 778 code for a protein of 209 amino acids. Gene Ontology annotation, biological process: regulation of ribosome biogenesis. Lineage: Eukaryota; Metazoa; Arthropoda; Arachnida; Scorpiones; Buthidae. The record is from RefSeq and is a predicted model, not a curated record. Gene Ontology annotation, molecular function: nucleic acid binding. Gene Ontology annotation, cellular component: nucleolus. The transcript has 8 exons.